AAACCAAACAUUCUUGGCCUCGGGGUCCGACGACUACUCCUCCCGAGUCUCAACAGCUCCUGUCCCCCAGCUGAGCUGACGCUACCCCUCCACCCUCCAACCUCUAAGCACUCAAUUCCUCGUCGACAAGAUGCCUCCCAAGACAGGCCGUGGUCGCAAGGCGAUGGCCGGAACACCGCGGAAAUCAACAGCUGGCGCUCGCGCUGCCGCAAGCUCAUCCAAAGCCCCCGUGACGGCUGCCCCGGAGGCAUCUGCAUCGCCUUCGUCGCCGCGCGUGCGCAAGACCACCGCCAGUCAACCCCGAGGCGGCAAGCGACCAGCCGCUGCAAAGAAGAUCGCCAAACCGAGCAAUGUUCAACCUGGCGACCCCACCCCCCGAGGACAAAAGCGCCGCUACAAGCCCGGCACCGUGGCGCUGAAAGAGAUCCGCAAAUACCAGCGGUCAUUCGAUCUCCUCAUCCAGAAGCUGCCGUUCGCCCGACUGGUUCGUGAGGUGGCCAUGGAUCUCCUCCCUUCAGAAGUCGGCUCGGAGCUGCGGUGGCAAUCGCACGCCAUCCAAGCGAUUCAGGAAGCCGCAGAAGCAUUCCUGGUGCAUCUGUUCGAGGAUACCAACCUGUGCGCGAUCCACGCCAAGCGCGUGACCAUCAUGCAGAAGGACAUUCAAUUAGCUCGUCGCAUCCGCGGUGCCUGGGGUGGUUUGGGCUAACUGCUCUUUCGCGAGCGGAGGGGGAUAGGUUUUGAGACUGAUGAGACGAGGCUUGACUCCCCUAUCAUGAUUGAUCAAUGAUCGAACGAAGGCAGUG
Aspergillus heteromorphus CBS 117.55 is the source of this 803-nucleotide messenger RNA. Its product is annotated as histone H3 family protein. The transcript has 2 exons. Gene Ontology annotation, molecular function: DNA binding; structural constituent of chromatin; protein heterodimerization activity. The record is from RefSeq and is a predicted model, not a curated record. The coding region runs from base 131 to 706 and encodes 191 amino acids. Lineage: Eukaryota; Fungi; Ascomycota; Eurotiomycetes; Eurotiales; Aspergillaceae. Gene Ontology annotation, cellular component: nucleosome.